Molecule: messenger RNA, 1827 nt
Organism: Passer domesticus (house sparrow)
Lineage: Eukaryota; Metazoa; Chordata; Aves; Passeriformes; Passeridae
Product: protein FAM98A-like
Exons: 2
Coding region: 830-1516 (228 amino acids)
Source: RefSeq, a predicted model, not a curated record
CCCCAAAAAAACCCCAAAAACCCCCCAAAACCCAAAAAAAACCCCAUGGCCUCUAUGGGGCGAGCCUUUGCCGUGGGGCAGCGGCUCUUUGGGGCCGCGCUGGCCGCGCUGUGCCGGGGGGCGGCGGCGCUUUUGGGUGCCCCGCGCGGCCCCGCGCCCACGCGCUGCUCCUGGGGGCGCUGCUGGGGCUGGGGCCGCUGCUCAGGGGGCGCGGGGACCCCCACAGCGUGCUGGCCUCGCCCCACAACCGCCUCGAGGCCCGCCUGACCUCCUCGGCCGCCGCCUGGACCUGGCUCCUGAUUGGCUCCCUGCUGGUGGCCUCCACCCCUGGCUCCGCCCCCCCUGGGGCUCCGCCCUCCGCGCCCUCGCCCGAUUGGCCGUCGGCCUGGCGCUCUCGCGGGCCGGCCACGCCCUCGGCACGCCCUGGAGGCGGCCACGGGCGCCUGCACCUCCCCCACCCCGCUGGGGACCCUCCUGGUGCCCCUGGGAGACCCCGCGGCCUGCCGGGGGGGCGGGGCACAAGUGGGAGGGGUUUAGCCCCGCCCCCCAGGCCUUCGCGCUGGUGCACUGCGGGCUGGGAUUGGCCGAGGAGGCGGCGGCGCUGGGGCGGAGCCUGUACGGGCCCAAGAUGGCCGACGGUUCGGCCAAGAUGGCCGCCGGGUGCAAGAUGGCCGCCGGGUACAAGAUGGCCGCCGAAUCCAAGAUGGCGCCCUGGUACAAGAUGGCGCCCUGGUACAAGAUGGCUCCCUGGUACAAGGAUGGCCGCCGGGCGUGACGUGAGGGAAGAAUCCAAGAUGGCGCCGGGUAUGACGGAAGUGAAGAAUCCAAGAUGGCCGCGCGAUACAAGAUGGCCGCCGGAUAUGAUGUGAGUGAAGAAUCCAAGAUGGCCGCCGGAUACAAGAUGGCGGAGGAAUCCAAGAUGGCGCCCGGAUCCAAGAUGGCGGCGCGCUACAAGAUGGAGGAAGGAUCCAAGAUGGCCGCCCCGUGGCCACGCCCAACAUGGCGGCCGGGCUCGCCGCCGCCUCGCCCAAUCGGCUUCGAGUGGGCGGGGCCUCCUCACUACGGCUGGGGCGGGGCCGGCGGCCAUCUUGGGCGGCCAUUUUGGGGCGGGGGCGGCCAUUUUGAAGAGAGCAGUGGCGGCCAUUUUGAUUUUGGCGGCCAUUUUGAAGGAAGAAGCGUCGGCCAUUUUGAUUCCGGCGGCCAUUUUGAUUCCGGCCGCCAUUUUGAAGGAAGAAGCCUCGGCCAUUUUGAAGGCGGCCAUUUUGACUACGGCGGCCGUUUUGAUUCCGCCGGCCAUUUUGACCGCCCCGGCCGCCAUUUUGACCACCCGGGCGGCCAUUUUGACCCCGCCGGCCGCCAUUUUCUCAGCGCUUCUCCUCAAUUUGAAGGCGGCCAUCUUGCCGGCGGCCAUGUUGGCGACACCGGCGACCAUUUUGUGGCCCCGCCCGCCGCCCUGUCCAUCCUGUACCUGCUGGCCGUGGCCCUGCUGGUCACGUGCACCUCCUGCUGGUGGUGACGCUCACCUACCGCCACACCUGGGCCCGCAACGCCGCCGGCGCCGCCCUGGGCUGGGCCGCCUGGGCCCUCACCUACCGGGGGUGGUACCGGUGGGCGUGGUCACCGGGGCCGCCGGGGUGGGGCUGAGGGGCGCGGCCAAUGAGAAAAAAGGAAAAAAAUCCGUGAAAAAAAUAAAGAAAAACGAGGGGGAAACAAUGAAAAACUGGAAACAAGAUGGCGGAAAUUUGGCGGGAAAAUGGGGUGAAAGGGGAAAGGGGGCGGGGUUUAAAGGGCGGGGUGGCAAUGAGGGGAAUUUAGGGGGAAAUUUGG